Molecule: messenger RNA, 384 nt
Organism: Vicia faba (fava bean)
Lineage: Eukaryota; Viridiplantae; Streptophyta; Magnoliopsida; Fabales; Fabaceae
Source: the annotation of a GenBank genome assembly
AUGACCAAUGUGAACAAUAUAAACCAUCUGCGUGAUCAAAGGAUGAAUAUGAACUUCUACAAAUCCAAAGGGGGUGAUACCAACAAGGGUAAAAAAGUUCCCAUGAAGAAGAUCAUAUUUGAGAAAGACAUAAGAGGUUUACAAGGUCUCAAUAUUGAUAAUGAGAAUUCUCAGAAAAAGGAAAGACCAAACAAGAUGUCUCAACAUCUUACUCAUGAUUCUGAAUCAUCGCAUGAGCAUUGUGUCAUUAAAGGGAAGGCUAAUGGUAAGGAUGGAGAUACUCACAAUUUUGAACAACCUACAGAGGUUCAGAAGGAGAAGCUUGAGAAGAAUAGUGGUUAUGGAAUAUUGUCUUCUCAUAAGUUUCGGGGUGUAAUUAACUAA